Molecule: messenger RNA, 788 nt
Organism: Bicyclus anynana (squinting bush brown)
Lineage: Eukaryota; Metazoa; Arthropoda; Insecta; Lepidoptera; Nymphalidae
Gene: Rfk
Product: putative riboflavin kinase
Exons: 3
Coding region: 61-504 (147 amino acids)
Biological process (GO): riboflavin biosynthetic process; FMN biosynthetic process
Cellular component (GO): mitochondrion
Molecular function (GO): riboflavin kinase activity
Source: RefSeq, a predicted model, not a curated record
AUAUUAUUUCAUUACCUGAAUAAAAAUUAGUUCUUACAAAUAAUAAAAAUUAAAUUAGCUAUGUCUUAUUUGCCUUUAUUUUUAAAAGGUGAAGUUGUAAAAGGAUUCGGAAGAGGAUCAAAGGAUUUAGGGUGUCCUACAGCGAACUAUUCGCGCGAAGUUGUCCAAGCGUUACCGCAAGACAUGAAACCAGGAGUUUACUACGGCUGGGCCAAGGUCAACUCGACGCCCGUGCAGAAGAUGGUUGCGAAUGUAGGCUGGUGUCCCUUCUAUCAAAAUAAGGAAAUGACUGUGGAAACCCAUGUGAUGCAUGACUAUGGAAAGGAUUUCUAUGGAUCGAAUUUGAAAAUAUGUCUGAUUGGAUACUUGAGACCUGAAAUGAAUUUUAACUCCGUAGAUUCUUUGAUAGAAACCAUCAAGAAUGACAUAAAAAAUGCAGAAGAGCUUUUAGAAGCUCCUGAAGCGAUAAAAUUGAAAGAAAGUGAUUAUUUUAUUGAUCAAUGAUGAUUGAUCAGGUGUAGGUAAAUUUAGAUAUGUUGAUUUUUUGUUUAAUGUUACCUUAAUUAUGAUUUAAAUGUAUUUUAUUUAUAUGAAUGUUACAAAUAGACAAUAAAAUAUUUAUUUUUUACUUAAUGUAAAUUGUGUACAUGGAAUAUGAAUGACAUAUAAACGAAUUAUGUAUUAUAUUAGGUAUAGUAAUGGUAAUUAAUCAAUAAUUUGCUGCUUAAUUCCACAUUUUUGUGAUAUUUUUAUACUGUACCAAAUCAUUAUGUAAAUAAAAAUAUAUU